AAAAAUUAUCUUGUUUAUCAUUGGUAAACUAUUUAAAAUUCUUUUCAUCUUAUUGUUGCUAUUGUUGAUGAUUUUAUGGAUUGCUCUUGGUUGUGAGACUGGGAGACAAAUUGAUGAAGUAAAUCAAAAACUUGGUCGAUCUCGUGGCGAUGAACGUCGAUUCUUAAUGCAAUUAAAUCAGGCUGCCGUUGUACCAUUGUUUACACGUUCAUCAUUGCCACGAGUUUAUUUGCUUACCAUAUUAAAUUCAUUAAUAAAUGAAUUCAUUGCAUUAGCUUGUCUUAUAUCAUACAUAUUACGAGCACGACAGAUUUUUGUUAUCACUGAAUCAUUACUGACAUUAAUCUGGUUUAUUGAACAAUAUCGUCUCGACGAUUUCUAUCAUCAUAUUGAUUCACUUGAUUGGCAAAGUUCGCGACUAAAUGUAACAACACAUGUCAUACAUUUGAUUGUCAUAACAAUCGGAUUUUUUUGUUGGUUAACUGAUCAAAGCUCACAUGGACAUAUGCGUACAAUUCGAGAUAAUUCCUCAAUAAUGAACGAUAAUGAGAAGAACAUAAGAACCGGUACUGGUGAUAUUAGAAGCCUGAAAAAAGAUGGUAAUAACAGCGCAAGAGAGGGUCAUCAUGAAGGAGAAUCAUCAUUGGUGAGUGGAAUUAUUCAAUCAAGAUUUAAAAGACAUUGCGAUUGGAUGCGUGAUCGAUUUUUGUACAAUAAUAAUAACCUAAAUAAAAUAUGCAAGGUUAAUAGAAAAAAAUCAAUGAUAUCUGAAAUCUCCAAUAGCAUAGGCGUCCACAACAAAAAUAAUUAUAGAAAAAAUCGAAAGGAAAUAAAUGAAAAGGACAAUACAAAUUCAUGGAAUGGUUCAGAAAAAUCACGUAAAAAUAUAAUGACAAUGCUGUUGACAAUGACCAAUAAUUGUACUGGUAAUGGUUGUUUAAAACAUCAAAAUCCUUGCAACUUAGAACCGGAAACAUCCAUUGAAAAUCAUCCUAAACCUGACGAUUUUCAAGAGACCAAUCAAAAUCAAACAUCGUCCAUGAAUGAUAACGAAACCAUUGUUGAAAUUUCAUCAUAAAUUCAU
Dermatophagoides pteronyssinus (European house dust mite) is the source of this 1084-nucleotide messenger RNA. RefSeq lists its product as uncharacterized. Lineage: Eukaryota; Metazoa; Arthropoda; Arachnida; Sarcoptiformes; Pyroglyphidae. The record is from RefSeq and is a predicted model, not a curated record.